AUGGAACGAGUCUCUGUGUUCGUUAUUUUAGUUUUAAGUUGUGAACUUGGAUUGUGUUAUAUUAAUUUGGCUGAUGUUGAUUGUGGUCUGGUGAAUGCACGUAGUGGUCGGAUAGUCGGUGGUACAAACAGUCUGCCAGCUGAAUUCCCCUGGGCUGCCAGUUUGUGGAGACAGGGAACCCAUCAGUGUGGAGCUACCAUCAUUAAUAAUAGGUGGCUGGUCACCGCUGGACACUGCGUUUGCAGUGUAUUUGACGAGUUCUACAAAUCAAAACAGUUAUCAGUCGUAGUAGGUUACACUGAUAUAUCAGCAUCGGACAAAAAUCAAAGGCUCUCUAAAAUUAUACCUCAUCCCGACUAUAGAUGUAAAAAGAAAACAAACGACGUAGCUCUCCUUAAAACAGAACAUCAACUUGUAUGGACAAAUGAUCUGCGCCCCGCUUGUCUUCCUAGGGCUAAAUCAUCUGACUUUACUGGAAAAAGAGCCACCGUUGCCGGUUGGGGUUUCACCAAUGAAGAUAGAGGAAUUGGUGAGAGACCGAAUGUUUUGCAAAAAACCGAAGUUACUGUAGUAGAAAACGGCGAAUGCAAUAGUUGGUACGAAUCCCAGGGUAGUAAAGUAAGGAUUAUUGCAACUCAGAUGUGUGCUGGUUAUAAGCAAGGAGGACGGGAUUCGUGUUGGGCUGACAGCGGAGGUCCACUUAUGCUGCAAGGUGAGAAGGGUCACACUAUGCUUAUUGGAGUAGUUUCAACGGGUAGUGGUUGUGCCAGAGCGAAAAUGCCAGGAAUUUAUACAAGGGUUUCAAAAUUCACUGAUUGGAUUGUAUCGAGUGUCAAUAAUGAUAAUGCAAGAAAAGGUUUAAAUUGGUACCUGAGGGGUGGUUAG
This is a messenger RNA of Danaus chrysippus (African queen), 885 nucleotides long. The record is from the annotation of a GenBank genome assembly. NCBI's taxonomy places the organism in Eukaryota, Metazoa, Arthropoda, Insecta, Lepidoptera, Nymphalidae.